This is a messenger RNA of Metarhizium brunneum ARSEF 3297, 1674 nucleotides long. It is a transcript of the gene mpp, whose product is annotated as Mitochondrial-processing peptidase subunit alpha. The record is from RefSeq and is a predicted model, not a curated record. Lineage: Eukaryota; Fungi; Ascomycota; Sordariomycetes; Hypocreales; Clavicipitaceae. Gene Ontology annotation, molecular function: metal ion binding; metalloendopeptidase activity. Gene Ontology annotation, cellular component: mitochondrion.
AUGCUGCGGCAGCUUUCGGCGCGGCUCUCGCCGACGACUAGGUUUUUGGCGAGGGGAAAUGCGUGGAGGAGGGGGAUGGCGACGGAACCCACGGAACUAGACCAGAUCACCACUCUCCCCAACGGCCUGCGUGUGGCAUCCGAGGCACUGCCCGGCUCCUUCGCCGGCGUGGGCGUCUACGUCGAGGCCGGGUCUCGCUUCGAAACCCCUUCGCUCCGGGGCGUGUCGCACAUCAUGGACCGGCUGGCCUUCAAGAGCACCUCGUCGCACACGGCCGACGCCAUGCUCGAGCGCGUGGAGAAUCUCGGCGGCAACAUCCAGUGCGCGUCGUCGCGAGAAUCCAUGAUGUACCAGGCCGCCACGUUCAACAAUGCGGUCCCCGAAACGGUCUCCCUGCUGGCCGAGACGAUCCGCGAUCCCAACAUCACCGAGGACGAGGUCGCCGAGCAGAUUGAGACGGCGAGGUAUGAAAUCGCCGAGAUUUGGGGCAAGCCGGAGCUUAUCCUGCCAGAGUUGGUGCACACAGCCGCGUUUAAGGACAAUACCCUGGGCAAUCCGCUGCUGUGUCCGGAGGAGAGACUGGGCGAGAUCAAGAGGGACACGGUGCUCAAGUACAGAGAGGCGUUUUACCAGCCGGAAAGAAUGGUGCUGGCGUUUGCGGGGGUCGAUCAUGGUGUUGCCGUGCGGCUGGCGGAGCAGUUCUUCGGCGACAUGAAGAGCACGAGUUUGCCGGGCGCGAGGGAGGUGACGGGGAGUGAAACGGAGAGCGACACCGACUCCGCUUCGUCUUCUUCUUCGUAUACGUCGGCGUCGUCGUCGUCGUCGGCAACUCCCCGAACGCACAUCAUGUCCAAGAUUCCGUUCAUCAAGAACCUGUCCACGUCGGCGCCUCGCAACGCCGCUGUGCUGAACAACCUGCCCGCUGAUAUUGCCGCUUUCCCGGCCCACUACACGGGGGGAUUCCUCUCGCUGCCGGCGCAACCGCCGUCGCUCAACCAGACCAACUUUACGCAUAUCCACCUGGCAUUCGAGGGCCUUCCCGUGGGGUCGGAUGACAUCUACGCGCUGGCGACGUUGCAGACGCUCCUCGGCGGCGGGGGUUCGUUCUCGGCCGGCGGCCCAGGCAAGGGCAUGUACUCGCGGCUGUACACCAACGUGCUCAACCAGUACGGCUGGGUGGAAUCGUGCGUGUCCUUCAACCACUCAUACACGGACUCGGGGCUGUUUGGCAUCUCGGCGUCGUGCCUGCCGGGCCACACGUCGGCCAUGCUGGACGUCAUGUGCCAGGAGCUGCGGGCGCUCACGCUCGACACGGGCUUCUCGCGCCUGCAGGAGGGCGAGGUGUCGCGGGCCAAGAACCAGCUGCGGUCGAGCCUGCUAAUGAACCUGGAGUCGCGCAUGGUCGAGCUGGAGGACCUCGGCCGCUCCGUCCAGGUCCACGGCCACAAGAUCCCCGUCCGGGACAUGUGCGCGCGCAUCGAGGCCCUCACCGUCCGCGACCUGCGGAGGGUCGCGAGCAUGGUUGUCCACGGCACGCUUGGGAACCCCGGCCGCGGGAGCGGCGCGCCCACCGUCGUCGUCCAGGAGGCGCAGGCGUAUGGCCUGACGAGCCACUCCAUGACCUGGGACCAGAUCCAGGACCGUAUUGACGCCUGGAAGUUGGGCAGGAGAUGA